GCGCCCUGCCGCCCACCUCCUCCCGCCAUGAGCCAGGGAAGCCCGGGGGGCUGGGCCCCCGUCGAUGCCACCCCGGGGCCCCCGGCGCCCCCCAACCCCUUCGUGCACGAGUUACAUCUCUCCCGCCUCCAGAGGGUUAAGUUCUGCCUCCUGGGGGCACUGCUGGCCCCCGUCCGAGUGCUUCUGGCCUUUAUCGUCCUCUUUCUCCUCUGGCCCUUUGCCUGGCUGCAAGUAGCCGGUCUCACUGAGGAGCAGCUUCAGGAGCCAAUCACAGGAUGGAGGAAGACCGUGUGCCACAACGGGGUGCUGGGCCUGAGCCGCCUCCUCUUCUUCCUGCUGGGCUUCCUCCGGAUUCGUGUUCGGGGCCAGCGGGCCUCUCGCCUUCAAGCCCCAGUCCUUGUGGCUGCCCCCCAUUCCACUUUCUUUGACCCCAUUGUCCUGCUGCCCUGUGACCUGCCCAAGGUGGUGUCCCGAGCUGAGAACCUCUCUGUGCCUGUCAUUGGAGCCCUCCUCCGAUUCAACCAAGCCAUCCUCGUCUCCCGGCAUGACCCAGCUUCCCGGCGCAGAGUGGUGGAGGAGGUCCGAAGGCGUGCCACCUCCGGAGGCAAGUGGCCCCAGGUGCUCUUCUUCCCUGAGGGCACCUGUUCCAACAAGAAGGCUUUGCUUAAGUUCAAGCCAGGAGCUUUCAUCGCGGGGGUGCCCGUGCAACCUGUCCUCAUCCGCUACCCCAACAGUCUGGACACUACCAGCUGGGCAUGGAGGGGCCCUGGCGUACUGAAAGUCCUCUGGCUCACAGCCUCUCAGCCCUGCAGCAUCGUGGAUGUGGAGUUCCUCCCUGUGUAUCACCCCAGCCCGGAGGAGAGCAGGGACCCCACCCUCUACGCUAACAAUGUCCAGAGGGUCAUGGCACAGGCCCUGGGCAUUCCAGCCACCGAGUGUGAGUUUGUAGGGAGCUUGCCUGUGAUUGUGGUGGGCCGGCUGAAGGUGGCGUUGGAGCCGCAGCUCUGGGAACUGGGAAAGGUGCUUCGGAAGGCUGGGCUGUCCCCAGGCUGUGUGGAUGCUGGGGCAGAGCCAGGCCGGAGUCGAAUGAUCAGCCAAGAAGAGUUUGCCAGGCAGCUGCAGCUCUCUGAUCCUCAGACGGUGGCUGGUGCCUUUAGCUACUUCCAGCAGGAUGCCCAGGGUUUGGUGGACUUCCGCGAUGUGGCACUCGCACUAGCAGCUCUAGAUGGGGGCAGGAGCCUGGAGGAGCUGACCCGCCUGGCCUUUGAGCUCUUUGCUGAGGAGCAGGCAGAGGGGCCUGGCCGCCUGUUGUACAAAGACGGAUUUAGCACCAUCCUGCACCUGCUGCUGGGUUCACCCCACCCUGCUGCCACAACUUUGCAUGCUGAGCUGUGCCAGGCAGGACCCAGCCAAGGCCUCUCCCUCUGUCAGUUCCAGAACUUCUCCCUCCAUGACCCACUCUAUGGGAAGCUGUUCAGCACCUACCUGCGCCCCCCCCAUACCCCUCGAGGCACCUCCCAGAUGCAACAUGCCUCGUCCCCAGGCAGCCCCACUGCUCUGGCCAAUGGCACUGUACAGGCGCCCAAGCAGAAGGGUGACUGAGCACCUCAGCCCCCACCCCUCCCUCCGCGGCUUGCACCCAGCCCCGCACACUCAGGGCAGCGCCAGGGGCCUACCCUAUGCCUCAACCCUGAUUCUUUCUGCUCCUGUUUGAUUUUUGUUAUUGCUGUUUGUUUGAAGUUGAUUUUAAUUUUUUGUUUGGGUUUUUUU
Messenger RNA from Lepus europaeus (European hare), 1770 nucleotides. It is a transcript of the gene LPCAT4, whose product is annotated as lysophosphatidylcholine acyltransferase 4. NCBI's taxonomy places the organism in Eukaryota, Metazoa, Chordata, Mammalia, Lagomorpha, Leporidae. The transcript has 14 exons. Gene Ontology annotation, molecular function: 1-acylglycerophosphocholine O-acyltransferase activity. Gene Ontology annotation, cellular component: endoplasmic reticulum. The record is from RefSeq and is a predicted model, not a curated record. Bases 28 to 1602 code for a protein of 524 amino acids. Gene Ontology annotation, biological process: phosphatidylcholine acyl-chain remodeling.